Messenger RNA from Funneliformis mosseae, 339 nucleotides. Lineage: Eukaryota; Fungi; Glomeromycota; Glomeromycetes; Glomerales; Glomeraceae. The record is from the annotation of a GenBank genome assembly.
AUGACUACUACAAGCGCAAAAGGUGGUUCGGCGAAAGCCAACAAAAAAGUGGUUCAGAAACAAAAAUAUAUAAUUGACGCUUCGGGUCCUUCCCGAGACAAAAUUUUUGACUCUUCGGCUUUUGAAAAAUUCCUUCAUGAUAGAGUAAAAAUUAAUGGUCGUGUGGGCCAAUUAGGAGAGGUGGUUACUAUAACUCGCAGCGAUGAUCACAAGAUUACAGUUACAACCAAUAGUCAUGUUUUUUCUAAACGAUACAUGAAAUAUCUUACCAAGAAAUUCAUGAAAAAGCAUCGUAUUCGAGAUUGGUUACGUGUUGUUGCUACAGAUCCGGUAAGUUAA